GCAUCUAAUACUUCCCACAUUCAUUUCAAGUCUCAACCCCUUCUUCCUCGCAAAGCAGUAAUGGCGAUUCCCUUUACGGUUUAUCUUCUUUUCCUAUUCAAUCUCCUGGCAUUUUGGACGUUAUUUUCUUCAGCCACCCUUUUUACAGUCCAAAACCAUUGCAGGUUCACCAUAUGGCCCGCUUCUCUCUCCGGCAAUGGUGCUUCACUUGGUAAUGGUGGUUUUGAAUUGUCAUCUGGCUCAUCAGCUCAAUUCCAGGCUCCACCUGGUUGGUCUGGCCGCUUCUGGGGUCGAACUGGCUGCAAAUUCGACAACUCCGGCUCCGGCAAGUGCAUAACCGGUGACUGCGGGGGCAUACUAAAUUGCACUUUCGGUGGUGUGCCACCCGUCACCCUGGUAGAGUUCACCAUUGCUGGUGGCUCUACUGAUAAUAAAGACUUUUAUGAUGUUAGUCUUGUGGAUGGUUACAACGUUGCCUUAGGAGUCAAGGCAGUAGGUGGUUCAGGGGAUUGCCAAAAUGCAGGUUGUGUCACGGAUCUUAAUGCUAAUUGCCCGGUUGAAUUACGGGUCCUGGAUUCUGGUUCGGUCGUUGCUUGUAAAAGCGCCUGCACUGCGUUUAACACGCCGGAGUUUUGCUGCACCGGCGAUCAUGCUACUCCUCAGACUUGCUCACCAACACAGUACUCGAAGAUGUUCAAGAGUGCUUGCCCCACGGCUUAUAGUUAUGCUUAUGAUGAUGCUUCAAGUACUAGGACUUGUUCCGGGUCGGAUUAUGUGAUUACAUUUUGUCCAACCGGGUUAUGAGCAUGAUCUCUCUCCACUCAUAAUCAUGAUUAAGGUUAACCUUUUUCUUAUAUAUUUAUAAACUUUUUUCAAUAAAUUUAAAUGGUUUUUUUUUACCAGUGUUAUUAGAUAUUGAAUUAAAUAAAAUCAAAGGUUUGCUUUCA
Messenger RNA from Gossypium raimondii (Peruvian cotton), 947 nucleotides. Its product is annotated as pathogenesis-related thaumatin-like protein 3.5. Gene Ontology annotation, biological process: defense response. NCBI's taxonomy places the organism in Eukaryota, Viridiplantae, Streptophyta, Magnoliopsida, Malvales, Malvaceae. The record is from RefSeq and is a predicted model, not a curated record. Bases 61 to 804 code for a protein of 247 amino acids. Gene Ontology annotation, cellular component: extracellular region. The transcript has 2 exons.